Priapulus caudatus is the source of this 1293-nucleotide messenger RNA. RefSeq names its product FMRFamide-activated amiloride-sensitive sodium channel-like. The record is from RefSeq and is a predicted model, not a curated record. Gene Ontology annotation, cellular component: membrane. Gene Ontology annotation, molecular function: ligand-gated sodium channel activity. NCBI's taxonomy places the organism in Eukaryota, Metazoa, Priapulida, Priapulimorpha, Priapulimorphida, Priapulidae. Gene Ontology annotation, biological process: sodium ion transmembrane transport. The transcript has 10 exons. The coding region runs from base 1 to 1293 and encodes 430 amino acids.
AUGGUUUCAAAGAGGGCCCGGUUGGCUGUGAUAAAUGCGCACGAUGCGAGGAAAGAGAACAAGAGGGAUCUCACACCGCCACCGAGACAGCGACACGGUGGUGUGCGGUACGUGAAGCAUCACGGGCCGGGCGACGCGAUCCACGCGUUCAUGAGGAGGACGCCCGCGCAUGGCUUCGGCGCCCUGCUGCAGGGAAAGUCGACCGCCGGCCGCAUCUUCUGGAUGCUCUGCACGCUUCUGUUCUACGUUUUCGGAAUCGUGGCGCUGGGCAUGGUUAUCUCACGUUAUAGGGAGUAUCUGUACAGACAAAAUAUCUCGGUACGCAACACUGCCGUUGACUUUCCCACCGUUACAAUAUGCAACAUCAAUCCAGCCAGAGUCAGCCAGCGCCAUCUAGGGGGCGCGCAGUUCGAGGCGGAGGUGGCAGAGCUGGAGAGCAACGUGCAAAGUAAAUUUCAGUCGCAGGAGUACGUAGAUGCAGUAAGCUCGUUGAAGGCGGGUGUGACGUCGCCGCUGCACGUCGGCCGGGAGUCGUUCGCCAUCGCGCUGUCCAAGCUGAACGCGAGCGAGAAGGUGGCGAUGGGACAUCAGCUAGAGGACAUGGUCGUCUCCUGCACGUUCGCUGACGAGGACUGCGACCUCGAUAAGUUGCUGUUGAACGUUGAGGAGGGCGAGUACAGUCAGUGGCUGCACGACGGUACGGCACUGCGCGUCGCCGUGCACGAGCGCGGCUCCAUGCCGCAGCCCGACGUCGCCGGCGUCGUCGUCUCCCCGAGCUCGCAGCUCACCGUUAGACUGACGACGACGAGCUUCGAGCGCCUGGGGUCGCCAUACAGAGCGGCCGACUGCGCAACAGAAAAUCACUUCACCGCCACGACGUUUACAGAGAAUUUCGGAUUCGACUACACGAAGAGCUCAGAGAUAGAGUACGGAUGUGGGUGUUACGAUGCAAGGCUUCAGCCAACUCUAGCAUCACACCCCUGCGAGGAACAAAACCGCGAGGAUCUGUCUUGCAUGAUGGCCCGCACCAGCGAAUACGAAAAAGGUCAAAGUUCGUGUAACUGCGUCGACGAGUGCAGAUUGGCAAGCGUUGAGGUUCAUUUUAUGGACGUCGCCCAGACGCAAGUCAAGGAGGUGCCGGUGAUGGAGGUUCCGGAAGCGUUGGCGCAGGUGGGCGGGAUGCUGCGAUUCUUCACGGGCUCAACUCUGCUGACGGGAGUAGAGAUGGCCACUCUCUUCGUGAACGUAUUCGGUCUCGUCUGCUCGAGUGGAAGCUAUGUCUCCGUAGAUUAG